AUGAAGACGCAAGUAUUUGCCGAGUGUGAGGAGCAAAAGGAGCGCGUCAAAGCGUGCUACGGCGGCUGGUUCCAACGCCUCUGGGGCGGCGCCUUUGACCAGGCCGACUGCGAGCGAGAGACGCAGGACUUUCGGCAGUGUGUGCACGACGCCAUGCAGCGCCGCAAGGAUGAGGCCAAGCACAAGCUGAGCGACGACGACUACAGCUGGAUGGAGCGGGCGCGAGACGAGGCGGACGACAUGGCGUCGAGUGCCCAGUCGAAGGCGCGUCAAGCACGUGACCGGGCCUAUGACGAGAAGGAGAACGCCAAGCACAAGAUGGAGGAGACGGCAUCGGACGCCAAGUCGAAGGCGCGUCAAGCACGGGACCGGGCUUAUGACGAGAAGGAGAGCAUGAAGGACAAGAUGCAGGACACGGCCUCGGAUGCCAAGGCCCGAGCGCGUCAGGCGCGGGACCGUGCCUACGAUGAGAAGGAGAAUAUGAAGGGCAAGGUGCAAGAGACGGCGUCGGACGCGACGAGCAAGGUCAAGGGGACGGCGUCGGAUGUGGCGCACAAGGUGCAAGAGACGGCGGACUCGUGGGCUGACAAGAUCAAGGGCCUGGCCAAGUAG
Molecule: messenger RNA, 612 nt
Organism: Peronospora matthiolae
Lineage: Eukaryota; Oomycota; Peronosporomycetes; Peronosporales; Peronosporaceae
Source: the annotation of a GenBank genome assembly